UGUAGCUGGGCAGGUAUACUACCUUUAUAUCUCAGGCAUUCUCAACACACCUUCUUCACAGAAAGACUGUGAUUUACAGCAGACACAUUGCCGGACAGCCAUGGAAAGUUGCAAUGCUUUCUAUGAAACUGGAAUUGGUGUGUUUGACAACCAAGCAGGACAGUUCAACCAAUUGCCUUCAUGUCUAUACAGCAUACCUUGCUCUGGUCAGCAGAAUUGGGAGAUGACACUGGUACACACCAGAGACAAUGACAAAGUGACAGAUUGUUUAUAUGAUCCGUGUUCUGUGCCAUUCUAUAACAGUGCCCAGUCUGAGAUUGCUCACUUUCUUCCUGUCACUCAAACCCCAGCAACUGUUGAAGAGGACUCUGAAAGUUGUCAUUAUCCUUGGAUGAAAUCAACUAAAUUCCAUCCCAGUAACAUCAGUGUGAAUUGGGAAGGUGAUCCUUUUAUUGAUACAGAACCAGAUGAUUCGAAAAGGAUACGUACAGCAUACACUAGAUCUCAACUACUGGAACUGGAGAAAGAGUUCCUAUUCAAUCGAUACAUUACCAGGCCCCGUAGAGUCGAACUUGCUGCCCUUUUGUGUUUGACAGAGAGACAUAUAAAGAUUUGGUUCCAGAACAGGAGGAUGAAGUGGAAGAAAGAAGAAGCCCAACGAUUAAGAAAAGAAAUGACAGCAUCAAGGCACAAGAAAGUUUGUUUAACUCAACAGUGAAGUCUUUUACACCAAACAAAUAUAUAUAUAUGUUCAAAAGCAAAUUAUUUAUUUGUGUGGGAUAGUCCUUGCAUCCAUUGUGCAUGAAUUCUGGUUCUUGCUUUCAAAUCUUUACAUAAUGCUGCUCCCACCUAUCUAUCCUCCCUAAUACACAAAUAUGUCCCGUCUAGUCCCCAACGCUCUGCCAAAGACCUGCGUCUAUCCUCUGUUUGUACUCCCACCUCUGAUGCUUGCCUUCAAGACUUCUCUAGGGCUGCACCGUUCCUGUGGAACUUCCUUCCCUUUUCUGUUAGAUGC
Molecule: messenger RNA, 1015 nt
Organism: Pelobates fuscus (common spadefoot toad)
Lineage: Eukaryota; Metazoa; Chordata; Amphibia; Anura; Pelobatidae
Product: pancreas/duodenum homeobox protein 1-like
Exons: 2
Coding region: 101-718 (205 amino acids)
Biological process (GO): regulation of transcription by RNA polymerase II
Cellular component (GO): nucleus
Molecular function (GO): DNA-binding transcription factor activity, RNA polymerase II-specific; RNA polymerase II cis-regulatory region sequence-specific DNA binding
Source: RefSeq, a predicted model, not a curated record